Emericellopsis atlantica is the source of this 1935-nucleotide messenger RNA. RefSeq lists its product as uncharacterized. Bases 1 to 1935 code for a protein of 644 amino acids. NCBI's taxonomy places the organism in Eukaryota, Fungi, Ascomycota, Sordariomycetes, Hypocreales, Bionectriaceae. The transcript has 3 exons. The record is from RefSeq and is a predicted model, not a curated record.
AUGGCCACCAAAGGCAGCACGCAGCACGCCGGCUCUGCGAGCGCAGCCAAUAUUCUCACCGACAGCAACCAGGACGCUAUCAACACGAAUAGCAAUGCCGCGCAGGCGGCCGCGAGCCGAGGGGUUCGGAAGCUGGUGCUGUGCUUUGACGGCACUGGCAAUAAAUUCCACGGCGACGACAGUGACAGCAACAUCCUAAAGAUCUUCCGCAUGCUGGAUCGCACAGCUGACGACCAAUACCACUACUAUCAACCUGGAAUCGGGACGUACGUCGUGUCAGGCUCGCUGUCACACACGUCCGUUCGCGCGCGAUUCAACAGCUGGUACACCAAGGCCAAAGACUCAGCUGUUGGCUCUUCAUUCGAUCAGCAUGUUGUCGGAGGAUACCGCUUCCUGAUGCGCUUCUAUAAUCCUGGCGACGAGAUCUAUCUCUUUGGCUUCUCGCGCGGCUCGUACAUUGCUCGCUUCCUGGCCGAGAUGCUCGACUACAUCGGCCUCCUCUCCCACGGCAACGAGGAGAUGGUCAAGUUCGCGUGGAAAGCUUUCGCCCAGUGGCAAUGCCGGCAGCAGAGCGUCGGCUCUGCCGAGGAGAUCAGAAAGGCCGACGAGGAGAAAAGGAAGAUGUACAAGUUCAUGAAGGGGUUCCGCGAGACCUUCUCGCGGCCCGUCGGGCGGAUCAAGUUCCUGGGCUUGUUCGACACCGUCAACUCCGUGCCGCGGUUCGAGACAGCCUGGAUGCAGAGGAGCAAGUUUCCCUACACGGCCAAGAGUAGCGCCAAGGUGAUCCGCCACGCCGUCAGCAUCGACGAGCGCCGCGCCAAGUUUCGCCAGGAUCUCAUGUAUCAGGGGAACCGCAAAGUGAGGGAACACCACAAACGCCACAACAUGGAGAAAUGGUCAAAGGACAAGUAUCUCUCGCCCAACGAUCCCCAGGCAUCUUCACAGACGCGCCCUCUAGAGGAGAAGCCAGCUCAACAGGGAGUGGAGGACGAUUUCGCCCCGUACCGUGCCAGGUCGUCGUCUAGAAGACCUCAGUCUGCGCAGUCGGCUGCUCCAUCGGAGAUAUCCAACUCGAACCCUCCUCCGUCAGAGAUACAGCCCGUCGACGACAGCGGCCAGGACAUUGACGAGGUGUGGUUUGCCGGAGGCCAUGCUGACGUCGGUGGAGGUUGGGAGAUGCUGGAAGACAGCAAGAGCGCCAGCCACGUGCCGCUGACGUGGAUGGUCCGCGAGGCCAUGAGAGCUGGACUGCCCUUUGACCCCGACAAGGUCGCCGAGCUGGGCUGCGCAUGCUCCAACGAGUGGUCCGCCGACAACCCGGCCAAGAAGCCUGCUGCGUUGCGAAAAAAGGGGAAGAACCGACAGACCACUGCUGGCGAUAUACCGGCCAUCCGCAUGGAAAAUGGAGGCACGCCCACGUUCCCCGAGUCGCCCAGCGAGUACCGCCAUCGUUCGCCUCGGGAGCCGCGUCCUGCGACAGCGUCUUCGACGGCAUCCUCUGCGUCGUCCUGCUCCACCGAUGAGGACGAGCGCCACUUUCACGGCUUGAUGGGUCGUGCACACACCGCCCGAAUCCACGACUCCCUCGCGUACCACGGUGGUCUGAACCAUUUCUCCGUGACUGGGUGGAAGCUGAUGGAGUACCUCCCCUUCCGGAGGAUGGAUCUCAAGAGUGAUGGCACUUGGGAGCCGAUCCGCUGGCCGCUGCCCAGGGGUGAGGUCCGUGACAUUCCAGAUGAUGUCCGCGUGCACGGCAGUGUUAUUCGCCGCAUGAAGGAGGAUGAGAAUUACCGCCCGGGGAACUUGAUUAUUGGCGGCGGUGGUCGUGGCGUUCGACACGCGCCCAAGGAGUAUGGCAUAGGGGAAUGGGUCUGCGUGGCAGACGAAGGGGAUCCUGUCGGUGAGAUCUGGAUGAAGAAGGACAAAUGCGAGUAG